Molecule: messenger RNA, 2370 nt
Organism: Cydia amplana
Lineage: Eukaryota; Metazoa; Arthropoda; Insecta; Lepidoptera; Tortricidae
Product: potassium channel subfamily K member 18-like
Exons: 7
Coding region: 506-2017 (503 amino acids)
Biological process (GO): stabilization of membrane potential; potassium ion transmembrane transport
Cellular component (GO): plasma membrane
Molecular function (GO): outward rectifier potassium channel activity; potassium ion leak channel activity
Source: RefSeq, a predicted model, not a curated record
UUAACUACUGCAAUGUGAAUGAGAGUACCGAGCUAUACUUGCUAAAAGGCAGGCUAGGUGGCGCUGUUAAAAAAAGCUGACUAGUUACAUCAACCACCCACAAGAUGGCGUGAAAUGCAAUGUAAAUAAAUAAAUCAAACCACGUGGAAAGUUCUCCGCAGGUUUGCGCAGGGAACUAACAGAAGGAAAGGAACAGUGGGAAAAUCGUGUGCAGAGCCGAGACCGCUAUGCCUCAGUGCUACCUUGAGCGUCGGAACGAAACGGUCUGGCGCGCGUUCGCCCCGUUUUCGAAUCUUCGGUCAAGUUUCGUAUGUGUAAUUAAUAACUAAAUCAGUUUUGUUCGCUGUGACUUGGUAAUAGUGUUUGAAAUAGUGAUCAGUAUGGAUGAUUGGAAGUUUAAAAAAGUUUAGCUUGUAUUAAUGACUCAGAUGUUGUGUGUUUAAUGCUUAGGAACCAACCAGUGAAUAAGAUGGCAUCACACAUGGAACGUUUUUAAACGCCAACCAUGUCGGAAGCGUCGCUCGACGGGCGCUCGCGCAGCCUCGCGCGGCGCGCGACGUCCGCCUGCGCGCGCGCCGCGUGCUCGCAGCUGGGGCUGGUGGCGCUGGUGACGCUGUACGUGGUGCUGGGCGCGUUGCUGUUUGAGUACCUGGAAUCCGGCCCGGAGGUGCAGCCGCGGUCCGCUAUACAGCGGUCGAGGGAGGAGUGCUUGAAGGAGCUUUGGGCUAUCACAGAACGCCUCAACGUCCUCUACGAGCGCAACUGGACCCGGCUGGUCCACGAGCAGCUCCGCAAGUUCGAGUCAUCCAUCGUGGCGGCGGCACGACAGGCGCCUGACGUACAGCCUCAGGAGUUGGCGCUCGACACCAAGUGGACGUUCUCUGGCGCACUCAUAUACUGCAUCACAUUGAUUACAACUAUAGGUUACGGUAAUGUGUCACCCCGCACGGCGGCCGGCAGGGCAGCUACCGUGGCGUACGCGGCUGCCGGUGUGCCGUUGACUCUGGCGUGCUUGGCGGGGUUGGGCGCGUCGCUGGCACGGCUGGCAAGGGCUGGCUGGCUGAGUGCUACAAAGAAGAAGGUGCCGAAUACGUGGAGAAAAGAAGGAGAGAUGGAGAACCACUUCCAACUCCACGAACAGCAACGGUUACUACCGCAACCUGCCGAGAACAACCAGUACACGUCGUUCCCAACGCGGCGGCCUGGAACUGUCCGGGCCAGAGCUGGAGAGAGGGGACAGUACUCCCAGGUGUUCGAGAGAGCGCCGCCCAGCCCUAAGUCUGCUACGCUGGGUCGCGUCAAGCGCAGUGCCUUGGCUGAUGAACCUCACACAUCAUCAGCACUACAAACCCAAACGCUAGACCGCAAACGGACUAUGGGCAACAUGAAGUGCCUGGCCACCGUCCACGGGCACAGUCCAGGGCGAGGCCGGGGUCGGACUAUCCAGAGGCCGAGAGGGGCCGUCAUUGAACAGCUGAUAGCUGAGGAGUGUGGGGAUCUGCCGAUGAACAGGAGCCAGGAAGAUUUGGAGGACUCGGAAGAUCCUGAUGAAUCAAUAUGCCCCCACGACACCCCAUCACGAGUGCCUUUGAUCUGGAAGGACGACAAAUCCAAAAGCUGCGCCGUCCCAAGCAGCAGCGCCAGCGGUCAGCACAUCAACCACGGGAUCGAGCACUGCCACGUCCCCGUCAGCAUCGUGCUCUUCCUCCUUCUAGCAUACAUCUGUGUUGGGGCCGCCAUCUUCUCCGCUUGGGAAAACUGGAGCUUCCUCGACGCUGCUUACUUCUGCUUUAUAGCUCUAGCCACCAUCGGCUUCGGAGACUUCGUCCCAACAAGUUUCCUAACAGCCAAGCACACAACAGAAAAUUCAAAAAGCGAAUACAUACAGAUGAUCGCCUGCUGUGCGUAUCUGGUUUUUGGACUCAUACUUAUAGCGAUGUCUUUUAGUCUGCUUCAAGAUGAAGUUGUAGCUCGGUGUUCACAAAUAGCAAAUAGUCUAGGUUUGUCACGACAAUGACAGUACGAGAAGAGCGAUUGUAGCUCUACAGAUAACCAUCUUAGAAUGUUAUGAUCGUUCUUGUAAGGAGGAAUUAAGUUAGGGUCCAAAUUACAUAUAUUUACUUUCUUUAUUGGAUCCGUUUUCUGUACUGUUAUCAUUGAAUUGUAUGCGUAUUUAAAUUACAAUGAAAGGUAAAAUAUUUUUCUCAUAUCUGUCUACAUGUAACGCUGAAAUUAUUUAAAAAUUCGAAACUUUUUACGGAAUUUGUACUCAAAAAAUUAAAAAUGGUGUUGGUGGUGUAAAUAAUGUAAAAACUAUUUAUAAAAGCAAGGCUGAAAUUGUAAUGAAACAAUAAAAUUGUGUUGAACAGU